Messenger RNA from Hippocampus comes (tiger tail seahorse), 1736 nucleotides. Its product is annotated as RING finger protein 122. Bases 669 to 1136 code for a protein of 155 amino acids. Gene Ontology annotation, cellular component: endomembrane system. NCBI's taxonomy places the organism in Eukaryota, Metazoa, Chordata, Actinopteri, Syngnathiformes, Syngnathidae. The record is from RefSeq and is a predicted model, not a curated record. Gene Ontology annotation, molecular function: zinc ion binding; ubiquitin protein ligase activity. The transcript is spliced from 6 exons. Gene Ontology annotation, biological process: proteasome-mediated ubiquitin-dependent protein catabolic process.
AUCUGAGGGGGGGAGAAUGAAAGCCGCGAAAAUCCUCUGUUAAAAAAAGCGGCUUUAUGGGGGGAAGACAAAGCAGACUAAAGCCAGAUUAUUACCUCCAUUGAUCGACGACUGUCAUUGUGAUCGGUGGAUGACAUUGGAGCCAAUCCUGGCGGAAAAAAAAACACAAGUCAUAGAGGGUCUUUGUCUGCUUUGACUGUAAACACUGACUGCGCUGUUGAUGAUGUUAUGACUGCGCAUGAUUCAGAUUUUGACAACAACUUGCGAAAUAACCCACGGUAUGAGGCAAGUGACAGUUCCAGCUGCACAACAAGAUUUCUUUGUCUUCUCUGAUGACAUCAUUCAUACUGGCAUCCAAGAGCACAUGAGAUUUUUAGACGCGGUCCAAACUCUUUUCCCAAAUAUCGCAGUCUUAACACGGAGGGCUUGAUCCAGAUUUGGGAAAUGCUGGGCCGCACAGACUGCUGAGCCAACAAAACCACACCUCUCAAGGAUUUAUGGAAAUCUGAGCAAAUCUGAAAAACUUAAGACUUGUAUUUGGAGGGGCUCAGCACACAGUGACUGAUCGCAGGCACCAACCACGAGUCCAAGAGUUUGGCCUCCAUUCAAGCUCAGCCUUCUUCUUAAAGGGUCUGAAUUUAUUGCAGCUGCCCCAGGAAUCAAAUUUCAUGCAACCAUUCCAAUGGUGUAACGGAUGCCUGGUCGGUUUGAAUUCUCUGAGCUCUGAACACGACUGCAGCAUGACGUCUGACAUGUAUCACCUGCCACUCAAUGUGUAUGUCAUUGUACUGGGCAUUGGCCUUUUCGUCUUCAUGCUGAGUCUCAUCUUCUGCUGCUACCUUUUCCGGUUGAAACAACAAGGAACGAGGGAGCAGUUCAGCUACAAUGAGGUGGUGCUGAAGGGAGCAAGCAAGAAACUCAGCCUGCUUGGACAAACCUGCGCCGUGUGUCUGGAAGAAUUCAGGACCAGAGACGAACUGGGAGUGUGCCCGUGCUCACAUGCAUUUCACAAGAAGUGCCUGCUAAAGUGGCUGGAGAUCCGCAGCGUGUGCCCAAUGUGCAACAAACCCAUCUUGCGGCUCCACACUGAUGCCCCACAGGGUGCCGAGGGUCCCAUGGAGCCAGAGGAAGUGUGAGGUUGGGAGAGAGGAAACUAUACUUCUCUUAGGGAAAAAAAAAAACCACAACUCCAUUUAAAUGACUAGAGAUGAUCAUCUCACAGACCAGACAAAGCUGUUUAUGAUCCCAAGCGGCUGUGUUGCCGCUGACCUUUGAGCAAUAUUCUUAGGUGGGAAUUGGAUGUUGACGGAGGCAAACGUGAUUUGGUAGGGUCAGAAGAUGGGGGGAGGAUGUAUAAAUAAGACAUUUUUCAUUACAUUGGUCCUCGCUUAGCUUCCAUAUUGCACUGCUCAGCAACAGCCGGUCUGGAAAGGAGGCACCGGGACUGCAGCACUGCUGGACAGAAGCGGUACUGAGCAGGAGCAGUACUGAUACCUCUACCAUCUCAGGGGUGUUACCAACCCAGCCAGCACAAACCACGUCAGUCACAACGUAACCCACACAAGCAUUUUACAAUCAAUACUGCCACUGUGUAGGUAAAAUACUCAAGCAGUCAAGCGGUAGCCACACGCUAUGGAUGACAUCACAACUUCUGGAUGACAUCACGACCAGCAUCAAGGACUUAAGUAGGCAGAUUUUUUUUUUCAGAGUGUGUACCGAGAACUUUCCUUUUAAAA